Messenger RNA from Fusarium coffeatum, 924 nucleotides. RefSeq lists its product as uncharacterized. NCBI's taxonomy places the organism in Eukaryota, Fungi, Ascomycota, Sordariomycetes, Hypocreales, Nectriaceae. The transcript has 2 exons. Gene Ontology annotation, molecular function: FAD transmembrane transporter activity; folic acid transmembrane transporter activity. Gene Ontology annotation, biological process: folate import into mitochondrion; nucleotide transport. Gene Ontology annotation, cellular component: mitochondrion. The coding region runs from base 1 to 924 and encodes 307 amino acids. The record is from RefSeq and is a predicted model, not a curated record.
AUGCCCGACUUCAAUAAUGCGGGACUCUCGCCCGCAACCAUCGAGUCUAUCGCUGGUCUCAGUGCAGGAACUGUCUCUACUUUGACGGUGCAUCCUCUUGAUGUAGUCAAGACUCGUAUGCAAAUCUACCGCAGUACAGCUCCUGGUGCAGUCCGUCCAACGACAGUAUCUAUUCUUCGUGCCUUGACAUCUACCUCUCAUCCCAUCGCCUCUCUCUACCGCGGUCUAACGCCAAAUCUUGUUGGAAACGCUUCUAGUUGGGCCUCUUUCUUCUUCUUCAAGUCGCGCUUUGAAAGUGCUAUCGCUGCUUGGCAAGGGCGACCUGAUGGACGUCCGUCGCCAGGCGAUUACUUCGUUGCGAGCGCUCUUGCAGGCGCUUCAACUACGACGCUGACGAACCCUAUCUGGGUUCUCAAAGUCCGCAUGGUGUCUUCCGAUCGUGGGUCUCAAGGCGCUUACCCUUCCAUGGUCUCCGGUGCGCGCUCUAUUCUUCAGACUGAAGGCAUCCGGGGGUUCUACCGUGGUCUGGGAAUCUCCUUGGUAGGAGUCUCUCACGGCGCUGUGCAGUUUGCCGUGUACGAUCCCAUGAAACGAUUAUACCAUGCUCGUCGUCGCGAGAAGUAUGGCCUCGAAAGAGAUCACAUGACAACUGAAGCGACGAUCGGACUGUCCAGUUUAGCCAAGUUUGUUGCUGGUGCUGUUACAUACCCCUAUCAGGUGCUUCGAAGCAGACUGCAGAACUAUCAAGCUGAUGAGCGGUUUGGACGGGGUAUCAGAGGAGCUGUGGCUAGAAUAUGGACCGAGGACGGAGUUAGAGGCUUCUAUCGUGGAUUGGUGCCGGGUGUGGUCAGAGUCAUGCCUGCGACGUGGGUGACCUUCUUGGUGUACGAGAACGUCAAGUAUUAUCUUCCUUACUGGGUUUGA